AUGGCGGGGGCGGCGGAUGUGCCGGCGGAGGCGGACAACGUUGAGGCCAUCAUCGCCAGGAUCGAGCACAAGUCCCGCAAGAUCGAGACGCUGCUGAAACAGUGGGUUGGCUAUCCCUGCUGUCUCUUUCUCAUCUCUCUGUGUUGCUCCUCGUACCUGUGAGAGGCUGAAGGAAAUCGAGGGCAGGUCCAAGCCGGUGGAAGCUCUGAAGAUGGCCCUGGAGGGAUCCCCGCCAAAAACCAAAGAUGAGAGGUGCAAGGUAGUUUCCUGGUCCGUCUCAUUAAUUUUACUGAAAAUUAUUUCUCCCUUCUCCUCGAUCGAUGAUUUUUUGUGGAUGCCUUUUGUUCUUAUGCACCAUUUCGUUUGCGCGGUGCGGAAUUCGUGCCAGUCGGCGAAUUGGAUAAUAGUUCAUAGGACGAUCAUGGCAAUCAAGGACGUGGACGGGAUGUUCUCUUCUCUGGAUCCAGAGUACUACGACAUCCUCAUGAAGUGAGUUCCUGAACCUGCAUCAUUCUGCAUAUAUUGCAUUCUUCGAGUUUUAUUCCAAUUCUUCAUCAGUGCUACCUGAGUAAAUUAUGCCUGAUCGAUUGCGAUGUCUUGUAUCACAAUGAAUUUCAUUUUGAACACAUGCUUUCACCUCAUUCCUCAGUCUCGCCAGAUCAAAACUGCGGUUCAUGACCGAAAUUAGUUAAAAUCAUCUCAAUUCAUGGCCCUAGGCAAUCCCCUAGAUGAGCAUUGCCAUCCGGAAUCUUAAAAGCCCGGGGGUAAUCAAUUCUAAGGUUAAUCAUCAACUUGUUAUUGUUAAAUAGAAGCUGACAUCUUCUCCUUUUUUCUUAAUUAUUUUCCCUUCCAUUCCUCGAGAAAGAAUCUCUCACAAAAAAUCCACCAAAGUCAGCCUUAGCCAUGGGAUCCAAGAGCUUGUGAGGUAUAGUGUCUGCUCCUACUCAACUGGAUCCAUAACCACAGCUAAUUUGCAUCAAAGAUUGUCAACAGCGUAUUCUUCUCUGUUGCAACAAAAAUGUUCUUGGUCAUCAAUGGAUUCGGAUCAAUGAUAGGAUAUUGCUGUGAUAUCAAACCAUAUGAAACUGUGUUUUACAUCAUGCAGCCAGAUCGGCGGUCGUUGAUAGGCCAAGGUAUUUGAUCCUAACAGAUGUUCUAUGACUUAAAUAGCUUUGGAAACAGGACUUUUCUAAGUCAAAAGUCAGCCGUCCUCGUUAACUUUCUCCACCCUCCAGAAAGUGUACCGCACAGAAAUAUGGAAACAAUUGCUGUAUUUAAUUAUUUGUCAGUUUCAUGGCUGUUAGUCUUUUCCUCAGAGACCUCAUUCAAAUAUGAAUAUUCCUGUGCUUCCUCUGAUAAUCACUGUAGAAAACUCCAUCAAUCCCUCUGGAGCAAACCUUCGAACUGUUGCCUUGUUCAGUGAGCAGUAGUGUAAUAUAAUAUCUGAUGAUUUAACGUUGAUGCAUAAACAAAGUGGGAACACAGUUAUUUUCCAUGGUUCUAAUGGUCUACGUUAGUUUCAAGCUUGAUGAAUGCAUUAGCUGUGCUGGACCAAAAUGAGGAUCCCAAAAUUCAUGUUAUGGAAUUUGGUUCUCAAAUUGUCUGUGCUGUGUAGGUAUCAACGAACAAAUCAUAACGGAUGUAAUGCCCUAGGAUUUAUAACAUGGUUAAAUCUACUAUUUUUAGUAAUUCUCUAUUUUCCAAGACAUAAUAUACGAUGAACCAUCUUUAGCUGCAAAAAGAUUACGAAUAAGAAGGAUUAUUUUUUUUUAAAUUUGGGUGAAGAACUGCACGCAACACUGUUGAAAUCUUUCCUUUGAAGAUCAAUGGGUGCUAGUCAAAGUUUUUUGUAUGAAUCGAGUUAUGUGGAAUUGAAAUGCCGAUAUACUUGCCUUUUUUGAAGUUUCCAUAACCAGAUGGAUGCAAUCAGACGCGUAUUUCAUUACAUUAUUUACCUACAGUACAAUUUAUUUAUUAAGAAAAUAUUGGAUGCUAUGAGAUUCCAAAACGGAAGAUCUAUAGUUCCUCUCAUUUAUUAGACGCAUUAAUUCCUUUGCCCUAAUUUUAUGCCAAAUUUCUUCCCUUGAUGAUGCUGAACUCUAAUUUAUUUUUAAUUUUUAAUUUUUUUUACUGCGGUUGGAAUCCAUUUUUUUCUCCUCCCCCAGAAUUUCACUUUGUUUUAAUCUCAAGUUUGGGUGAGAGAGGGAUUUUUUUUAAAUACAGAAAAAAAAAACCCAACUCAUAUGCCAUAAAGAUGUAUUUACUUGUCUUCGGUUAUAAUUAAUGGCUAGGAAGAAUAGAAUCUGAGACAUCAGGAUCGUAUUUACCUGAAAUGGAGUGUACAUCUCUAGAUAUGCUGUCGUAUAAACAUGUGUGCAUCUUUAUGAUGGUGUUCUAUGUAUAUUUUCAGAUUAAUUGAAUGCUGUUUUGUUCACUAGCAUGAAAAUACCUGAGACAGGCCAGAUACUCUAAAAUCCCCAAGAUCGCCAUGCCGGAGUUAUUGCCACCAUGAUAUCUAUAUAUAUAUAUGUAUUAUGGAUACAUAUUUAGGAUAAAUAAAAUUAUUGAUAUAUAUAUAUAUAUAUAAUUUAUUUUUUUCCAGGUACUUGUACAGAGGGUUGGUGACGGGGGAUCGCCCCACGUGCGACCAGUGUCUGAAGAUUCACGAGCGGCUGACCGAGAGAGCUGGCCUGGGUUGCAUCCUCAGGUCCAUCGCCGACACUGCCAACACUGUCUAG
This is a messenger RNA of Spirodela intermedia, 2738 nucleotides long. The record is from the annotation of a GenBank genome assembly. Lineage: Eukaryota; Viridiplantae; Streptophyta; Magnoliopsida; Alismatales; Araceae.